This is a messenger RNA of Aspergillus campestris IBT 28561, 1684 nucleotides long. Its product is annotated as amino acid transporter. Gene Ontology annotation, biological process: amino acid transmembrane transport. The transcript has 3 exons. Gene Ontology annotation, cellular component: membrane. The record is from RefSeq and is a predicted model, not a curated record. Lineage: Eukaryota; Fungi; Ascomycota; Eurotiomycetes; Eurotiales; Aspergillaceae. Gene Ontology annotation, molecular function: L-amino acid transmembrane transporter activity. Bases 92 to 1576 code for a protein of 494 amino acids.
GGGCCUUCAUUACACCCUCAAACCACCACGAUAUCACAGCCCACGCCCUCUGUUCAGCGUCCGGUUUGUCGCAUCAGUUUAUUGGCCGGGAAUGGUCAUGACUCCACAAGAACCCCUGGGUUCGGACGUCCCCGAAACACAACAACUCCUGUUCGGCGCAAACCAGUCUGUAUCCCACGAGGAGCGCCGGGUGUUUGUGGAAAAUGAUCAAGACAAAAAGCGCCAUUUGGGGCUUCUCUCCACGGCUCUUCUCCUGACCAAUCGCAUGAUCGGCGCGGCCAUCUUCUCCGUUCCUUCCGCCAUCAUCCAAAGCGUCGGCAGCGUCGGCGCCAGUCUUUCACUGUGGCUUGUUGGACUUGGACUAGCGCUAUGCGGGCUAUUCGUAUGGAUCGAGCUGGGCUGCUUGAUGCCUCGUAGUGGUGGAGAGAAGCUAUACCUUGAGGUCGCGUAUCCGCGUCCGCCUCGUCUGAUCACGACCUUGUAUGGGUUCUUUAUCAUCUUCGCGCUGUGCGGACUCGGCAGUGUCGUUGUCUCUGAAAACCUUCUCGUCGCGGUUGACAUUUCGGCGAGUGAUUUCACUAAGCGCGUCCUUUCGGUCGCUGUCCUCGCUUCUAUCAUCGGCCUCCACCUUACCAGGCGCGACUGGAGCGUUCGCUUCAUGGACUACCUGGGACUGCUGAAGGUCUUCAUAUUAGUGCUCGUCAUCCUAACGGGUCUCAUCGCGCUCUGCGGCUUCAUACCCAGCGUGCCCGACCCAACCGCUAGCUUCCACCGCCCGUUCGCAGGCUCGUCCACGGAUCUCUACUCCUACGCUACCGCCCUACUCAAGGUUUUCACGACCUACCAAGGCUGGAACAAUGCCGCGUAUGUCCUCGACGAAGUGAAGGACCCGCGCCGGACAAUGCCCCUGGCCGGCAUCCUGGGCGUGGGGCUAGUGGGCAUCCUAUACUUCCUAACGAAUAUUUCGUACUUCAUCGUCGCAUCGCCGGAAGAGAUCAGCAACUCCGGAGUCAAAGUCGUUGCCGUCCUGCUGGGUAAAGUGUUUGGCAGCGGUGCGGGACGUAUCGCUGCUGCUCUUGCGGCGCUGUCUACGUAUGGUACGCUCAUGACAUCUUCGUUUACGAUGGCGCGCGUGGCGCGCAAUCUGGCUGUUGAGAAUGUCAUCCCCGCUGCGAGGUUCUUUGCUCGGGAAACGAUACAUGGGACGCCUGCUGCGAAUGCGUACAUUCUUGUGUUCAUGGCUGCGUCUGUGGCUAUUACUGUUGUGCCUUUUGGUGACGCCUAUGUCUUCCUAACCGAUAUCAACCAAUACGAAUGGGCAAUGGUCAAUUCCAUGGUUGUGCUGGGCCUAUUUCGCAUUCGGCAAACCGUCUCCUAUGGCCCUAAUCAGUUCCGCGUGUGGACGAUCGUCCCGCUUAUUUUUCUCGCCGUCCAGGCGUAUAUUUGCGUGUCGCCGUUUCUGUAUCAGGCUCAUGCGGGACGUGAUACGUCUUUGCCGUAUUGGCUGCCGGAACUUACUGCCGUUGGGGCGUUUGCGCUGGGGGGGCUUUAUUGGAGGUAUAGACGACAUCACUAGUUUUCUUUUCCCGCUCUCUUUGAGAUGGGGUUCUGAUAGAUUGUCGAUUUGAUUGGUGAUAUAACGCUGCCAUAAGGUGUAUUGCAAGUUGGAUAGAUAGAGUAUAAC